CGAGCGCGCCCGUGUUUUUGUGAAUAGAAAUAAGACGCGGUCGAGGAGACCCUAGUUUCUCGCCGCGCAGUCCGAUCGCUCAUUUUGUCUCUCGCUCUAUCAAGCCUCGUCCCAUUCUGACAGUGCAACCAGCGAUAGCAUGGCGAUGGCGGUGAAAAUGAACAGGAUCCGAGCUCCGAAGCCUCGCCCCGCCAAGUCUAAACCAGAUUACAGCAACACUUGUUGUGAGAAAUGUGGCUCGGGAAAAUUCGACGAUGAACUUCUAUUAUGCGAUAAGUGCGACAGAGGAUAUCACCUCUUUUGCCUCAGACCGGUUAUGGUUUCCGUUCCCAAAGGCUCAUGGUUCUGUCCAUCUUGCUCCAUUGCCAAGAACAAAGACCACUACAAGUUCCCCCUAACCCAGACCAAAAUUGUUGACUUUUUUCGGAUCCAAAGGCAUUCAGAGCUAGCCCAGAACGUGAAAGUUACUCAAGAAAACAAAAAGAAGAGAAAAAGAACAGUCAAUUUUUCAUCAUUAAAGAAGAGAAGAAGGUUGCUGCCCUACAUUCCAACUGAAGAUCCCACCAGGAGAUUAGAACAAAUGGCCUCGCUGGCAACAGCUCUUACAUCAACGGGAGCUGAUUACAGAAACGAGCUCACUUACAUGCCCGGAAUGGCUCCUAGAUCCGCAAAUUCUGCUGCUUUGGAGCAUGGCGGAAUGCAGGUUCUGUCAAAAGAGGAUUGUGAAGCCUUAAAUUUGUGCAAAAGGAUGAUGGAAAGAGGGGAAUGCCCUCCCCUAAUGGUUGUUUAUGACCCAAUUGAAGGAUAUACUGUUGAAGCAGAUAGAUUGAUAAAGGAUCUGACUAUAAUAACGGAAUAUGUUGGAGAUGUUGAUUAUUUGAAAAAGCGCGAAAAUGAUGAUGGAGAUAGCAUAAUGACAUUGCUAUAUGCUUCUGAUCCAUCAAGAAGUCUCGUUAUCUGCCCUGAUAACAGAAGCAACAUUGCCCGCUUUAUCAAUGGCAUCAAUAAUCACACACUGGAUGGGAAAAAGAAAAGGAAUGUCAAGUGUGUGAGGUUUGAUGUUGAUGGUGAAUCUCGAGUUUUGCUGAUUGCUACUAGAGAUAUAUCAAAGGGCGAGCGAUUGUACUAUGACUAUAACGGAUAUGAGCAUGAAUACCCAACUGACCAUUUCGUAUGAUCAACAAACAAAUUAUUAUUGAUUGAUUAUCCUUUUAUACUCAUUGCUUAAACCUUAUUAUGAUUGCUUGAUUAUACAAAAAACUGUGUUCCAAUCAAGCCUUAGAACUUAUUUUGAAUAUUUGGUCACCUUAGGAAUUAUGUUCCAAGUGUAAGGAGUACCAUUUGGAAUUUUUAUGAUAAUGGUUUAUAUACUACAAAUGGUGGAUUUUUAUCCCACUAUUCUUUCA
Molecule: messenger RNA, 1406 nt
Organism: Impatiens glandulifera
Lineage: Eukaryota; Viridiplantae; Streptophyta; Magnoliopsida; Ericales; Balsaminaceae
Product: histone-lysine N-methyltransferase ATXR6-like
Exons: 6
Coding region: 140-1177 (345 amino acids)
Molecular function (GO): protein binding
Source: RefSeq, a predicted model, not a curated record